AUGUUAGUUGUCUCGGAAUGUCUAUCUUCUAAAAAUGUAUUGACAUUACGUACAUACAUGGAUGAUAAAGAUGAUGCUAAAAGUUUUAUUAGGAAAUUUGGAAAAUUUGAUGAUAGUUAUUGGAUACAAGGUAAUAGGUUGAAUAAAGGAAAUAGUAGUCGGUUUGUAAUGCAUAACAAAUGGGUGUGCAGUUUUAGUUCACAUAGAAAAGUGGAAAGCAGUAAAAAAAACCAAAAAUGUGAUGCAUUUAUUGAUAUUUUGAUAAAAAUUGUGACAAAAGGAUCUAAGAAAAAUGAUGAAUACUUAAAAAGAGACCCUCCUCUAAACACUGUUAUUAAAAUUAAUCCUUUUCAUAGCCAUAACUGUGGUAGUGCUGAUGCUCUAAAGCGAUUAUUUAUUGAUCCAGAAGUAAAAUCUGUUUUUCUAAAAUAUUUUGCUGAUGGACUUUCUCCUAGUCAAGCAAUGAAACAGAAUAUAUCUAGACUUCGUACUCUUCCAAAUUAUAUAGUUUCAUUGGCUAAUGGUGCAUUGAACCCAAGACCUUGGACUAUAUAUAGACUGUGGCAUAAAUAUUUGGAAGAAAACUAUGGAAGUUUUAAGGAACCUUUUGAGAGAUUGGAAGAAAAAAUCCCAGAUUAUUUAAACCAAGGCAUACAUGUUGUAAUGGAUAAAACAGAUCCAUGGGUAGUCCUUGUUGUAACACCAUUAAAUGAAAGAGCACAAAAACUGAAAAAUAGUUCUGAAAUCAUAUUUAUGGAUUCAACUUCUAGCUGUGAUGUGUCCAUGGCAUCUGUUACUGUUCUCUUAACAGCUACAAAGGGAGGUGCAGUGCCAAUUGGGGUUUUAAUUCAUAAGCAACAAACGGCUGUGGCCUAUGAAAAGGGAUUUAAAAUGCUAAUGGAUAAUUUUCCCUUAUGUUUCAAUGGAUUAACGUAUCCAAAAAUUAUAAUGACAGACGAUUCCAUGGCUGAAAAAAAGGCAAUUCAAGAAAUUUGGCCUCAAACCACUCAGAUUCUCUGUAUAUUUCAUUUUUUACAAGCCGAAUGGCGAUGGUUGAUGUCUUCUAGUAGUAAUAUAUUACCUGUUAACAGGCAACAGUUGAUGCAACUUUUUAGAAAAGCUGUAUACGCUAAGAACCAUGAAGAUUUUCAAGAUGUAGUUAAUGAAAUUAAUCAUUUGGAAGGAAAUCAAUCAUUCAAAGAUCGCUUUAAUGAAAAUUUAAAAAGAAGUCAGGAAUGGUCAAUGAGUUAUAGAAAUGAAAAUCUUAUAACUCGUAAUAAUCAAACCAAUAAUUAUUCAGAGGCAACAAUUAGAAUUCUGAAAGAAAUUAUUUUAGAACGUACUAAAGCAUAUAAUGUUGUUGCAUUGGUUGAGUUUAUUUCAAUAAUUUGGGAUAAAUAUUUUAUUAAUCGUUUGUUAGAUUUUGCUUACAAUAGGAGGAAUCAAAAAGACUAUGAAUUACAAUUGACAAAAAUGAAAUCAGUUGACCCGAAUUCUAUAUUACAGAUUGAUGAAUUUUUAUAUAAAGUUCCAAGCUCUAAAGAUAGCAAAAAGUUUUAUGAUGUAAAUACCAUUAUUGGGUGGUGUAGUUGUUACAGUGGCAAACAAGGAGGGUUUUGUAAACACCAAGCUUUAUUAAAACAAUAUUAUGAUAUUGAAUUUCCAAAUAGCCCAGUAACUGAUUCAAAUGAAAGGCAUAAACUUGCCUUAUUAGCUCUGGGAAUCAGAGAUUGCCCUCCAAAACCAUUUUUUGAGGAUCUGAAUGAGUUGCCAACACCACAAACUUCCAUUAUGGAAAAAGAAAAUUUGAAGACAACUAGAGAAAAAACAAACUUACAGUUAUGUUAUAAAGAUUUUUCAAAUAAUUUACAAGAUGGUGAUAUUGAAAAUGAUCCAAAUAUUAGACCUUCAAUACCUCUGAAUAAUAAUCAGUCAUUAAAUGACAAAUUCACAGAGAAAUGGGAAGAUUUUACUAACUCAAUUAAUAGACUUGGUGAAUUACUACAACAAGAUGUAUCUGAAACAUCAAUAAGACAUUUAUCAGUUUUUACAAAAAAAAUUAAAAACAUUGAUACAACAUCUCAAGCUGUAGAUUUUAUAAUAAAUAAUUCUUCAAGUUCUAAACGAGGAAGAAAUAUCCGAGUACAACCAACAUCUGUGGCUAGAAGAAGAGGAACAUAUAAAGGUAAUCAUCGGAUUGGUCCUGGUAGACCACCUACAGAAAAGAGUACUGCAGGAAGAAAUUCUCUUUUGAAUAAAAAUAAAAAGAAAGUGGUUAAACGUAAACAUAACUUAGUACAAAGUAUCACUAAUAAUCAAGCAAACGCUAAAUGUAAACAAAUUUAA
Messenger RNA from Macrosiphum euphorbiae (potato aphid), 2346 nucleotides. NCBI's taxonomy places the organism in Eukaryota, Metazoa, Arthropoda, Insecta, Hemiptera, Aphididae. The record is from the annotation of a GenBank genome assembly.